This is a messenger RNA of Aphanomyces astaci, 1290 nucleotides long. RefSeq lists its product as hypothetical. The transcript has 11 exons. Bases 41 to 1078 code for a protein of 345 amino acids. Lineage: Eukaryota; Oomycota; Saprolegniomycetes; Saprolegniales; Verrucalvaceae. The record is from RefSeq and is a predicted model, not a curated record.
CUCACGCAGUAUCUCGAAGCGACACUUCAGCCACACCGACAUGCCGUUGUCAGCGCGGCACGUCGUGGUGUUUUCAGAGUUGAGUCCCGAGCAAAAGCAGAAUUACACCAAGUUUAUCAUCGAGCACAACGUCAAAUUUGGUCGUAACAAAGAUGGGCUGUACGUGGCGUCCGUGUCGUUAGGCAGUGCCGCAUUUGCCCAUGCUGCGGAAGAAGCCAAAGUUCAGCCGCCUCUGGACAAGACCACCCUCAGUGCGGACGAGCGCAGCAGCGACAUGCCAGCCAGCAUGAAGCGAUACGCCAGCUUGUACUGCCUCAUCGAGGCCCCGCCACCAGUGGCUGCGUCCAAAAUGUUCUUGUCCGAUGUUCACUUGGCCAAGACCAUUCAUGACAUCUACGACGCUCGAUGGGAGGACGCGCGGCGCGAUACUCCACACCCGACUAGUCGGGACGAAGCGACCCCCUUGUUUGCCUUGUUUGUGCUUCAUCACUUUCAAACGCGGUUUGGACUGCCCAAGCUCGUGGCCCAGAACGCCGUGGACUUGAUGCAGGCCUUGCACGCCAACAAGAACCGGCUGGACACAGAGAUCUUUUCGUGCUUUUUGGAUGGCACGUACCCCGACGACGCGUUAGAGUUUUACCUUUUUGCUCGCCAUCAAGUUGUGGUGCUGUUGACCAAAGAUACAUUGGGGGGUAAAUUCAACUUAAGCAAGGACAGCACGUGGAUCUCCAAGGCGCAGUGUUUGGUCGCCGCCAACGCCGUCUUUGGCUCGCGCCUCGAGCCCAGUUAUCUUACCUUUCUUCGUAAGCUGAAACGACAUUUGACGGCGCAGCCCGCCUCCCGCGCCAAUACCCAUAUCAUCGAGAUGAAUGAGUUUCUUCUCUUGGCAUUGGAAACGUUCCAAGCUACGCACGGGGUUGUCGUCGACACAGCAGCAUCCACCACCACGCCCGUGACCAAGGCAUUGGAGACAGUCGUCACGUCAAACCCCAACCAGCAUGAUGGAGACGAACAGAAGCGGUUGGAAGCCCUCUUGCACCGCGUUCGCGCAAGACAACUGGAGCAUGUACGUGAAUGAGAUAGGAUGGAAGGAACUAGACAUUCAGGAGAUGUAGAAUGGUCAGUCCUCGUCCGAAGCAGCCUUGAGUCCGAAGGUUGCCGCCAUGGUGUGGCCCACUUGCACGCAGUAAAGACAGCUUUGACAUUCUACGCACGUCACUUGAACUUGCCCACAAGACAUGAACAGUGCGAUCGUAAUAAAAAAAGCCAUUCCAUUUUCAUUAAUGCGAU